CUUCCUGAGAUCUUGGUCAACUGCUUCCUUUAUAGGCCCGCCAUCUCCUUCUAUAAAUGUCUCAUCCAGAUGUACAUUGGCCUGUUUCUUGUCUCAACGGAAUGUGUCCUUCUGGCCUUCAUGGCGUAUGACCGCUUUGCAGCUAUUUGCCAGCCACUUCAUUAUAUGCAGACCAUGAGCUGGAGAUUUUGCAUCAGUUUAGUGGCUGCAGCUUUAGGCUUUUCCGCACUGACAACUCUGAUCAACAUACUGUUGCAGCCAACUGACUUCUGUGGACGAAAUGUCAUUAACCAUUUUGCAUGUGAGCUACAAUCGUUCCUCAAACUGGCGUGCUCUGACACACACACCAGUGAGCUCUUCAUGCAUGUUGUCAGCCUCUUUCUCCUAAUACCCCCCUUUGGCUUCAUUGUUGUGACAUACGGGCGCAUAGGCUGGGCUGUAAUACUCAUGCGCUCAAAAGAGGGUCGCAAGAAAGCCUUCUCCACCUGUAGCUCUCACCUUGCUGUGGUCGGUGUCUUUUAUGGUACAAUCAUGAUCAUGUACAUGAAACCCCAGCGAAAAUCUUCUUCUGAUCAAGAUAAGGUCAUCUCUUUAAUGUACGGGGUUUUAACUCCCAUGCUCAACCCCCUGAUUUACAGCUUGAGAAACAGGGACGUGAAGGGGGCUUUCUGGAGAGUGUUUGGAAGGAAAAGAUCAGAAUAA
This is a messenger RNA of Eublepharis macularius, 702 nucleotides long. RefSeq names its product olfactory receptor 13H1-like. Lineage: Eukaryota; Metazoa; Chordata; Lepidosauria; Squamata; Eublepharidae. Gene Ontology annotation, molecular function: olfactory receptor activity; G protein-coupled receptor activity. Gene Ontology annotation, biological process: G protein-coupled receptor signaling pathway. The transcript has a single exon. The annotation marks the transcript as partial. The record is from RefSeq and is a predicted model, not a curated record. Gene Ontology annotation, cellular component: membrane.